GGCCGCGGGGCGGCGCGGGGCGCGGGCGCCGAUCUCCAAGCAGGCAGGAUGAGCAUCAAGGCCUUCACACUGGUCCCUGCGGUGGAACAGGAACUGCUCAUGGGCGACAAGGAGCGGGUCAGCAUAGAGUGCGUGGAGUGCUGCGGCAAGAACCUCUACGUGGGCACCAGUGAUGGCUCCAUCAUCCACUUCCUGCUGGAGGAGCAGCCUCUGCCCGCUGGCACGGUCACUUUCUCGGCCUCCAGGCAACUGCGCAGGCACCUGGGCUCGAGGAAGCCCGUGGAGGAGCUGCGGGCGGCAUCAGCCCUCAGCCGGCUGCUGGUGCUAUGUGACAGCUGCAUCACGCUGCUGCACAUGACCAGCCUGGAGCCUGUGCCCUCAGGAGCCCGUAUCAAGGGGGCCGUGGCCUUCUCCCUCAAUGAGAACCCCGUCAGCGGGGACCCCUUCUGCGUGGAGGUCUGCAUCAUAUCCGCCAAGCGCAGGACCCUCCAGCUCUUCCUGGUGUAUGAGGACCGCGUGCAGAUCGUCAGGGAGGUGUCCACGCCCGAGCAGCCCCUGGCCGUGGCCCUGGAUGGCCAUUUCCUGUGCCUGGCCCUGACCACUCAGUACAUCAUCCUCAACUACAGCACCGGCACCUCCCAGGACCUGUUCCCUUACUGCAGCGAGGAAAAGCGUCCCAUUGUCAAGAGGAUAGGGCGACAGGAGUUCCUGCUGGCAGGCCCCGGAGGGUUAGGCAUGUUUGCCACCGUGGCCGGGAUCUCUCAGCGCGCACCUGUGCACUGGUCAGAGAGCGUGAUCGGGGCCGCUCUCUGUUUCCCGUACGUGCUUGCCCUCGACGACCAGUUCAUCACGGUGCACAGCAUGCUCGACCAGCAGCAGAAACAGACCCUGCCCUUUAAGGAAGGCCACAGUCUACAGGAUUUUGAAGGAAGAGUGAUUGUCGCCACAGGCAAAGGAGUUUACAUCUUGGUUCCGUUACCUCUGGAAAAGCAAAUCCAGGAUCUCCUUGCCAACCGGAGAGUGGAGGAGGCGCUGGUUUUAGCCAAAGGAGCCCGGAGGAACAUUCCAAAAGAGAAGUUUCAGGUGAUGUACAAGCGGAUCCUGCAGCAGGCAGGAUUCAUACAGUUUGCACAACUUCAGUUCCUAGAAGCAAAAGAGCUCUUCAGAAGCGGCCAGCUCGACGUCCGGGAGCUAAUCUCACUCUACCCCUUCCUGCUGCCCACCUCAUCUUCAUUUACGCGGUCUCACCCCCCUCUCCACGAAUAUGCGGACCUCAACCAGCUGACCCAAGGAGACCAGGAGAAGAUGGCCAAAUGUAAGAGAUUCCUCAUGAGCUACCUGAAUGAAAUACGCAGCACAGAGAGCUCCAAUGGCUACAAGGAGGACGUGGACACAGCGCUGCUGAAGCUGUAUGCAGAGGCUGACCACGACAGCCUGCUGGAUCUGCUGGUCACCGAGAACUCCUGCCUGCUGAGUGACAGCGCCGCCUGGCUAGAGAAGCACAACAAGUAUUUCGCCCUGGGGCUGCUCUAUCACUAUAAUAAACAAGACUCCAAGGCUGUCCAGCUGUGGGUGAACAUCGUGAACGGGGAUGUGCAAGAUGCCACCCGCUCGGACUUGUACGAGUAUGUCAUUGAUUUUCUCACCUAUACCUCGGACCAGGAGCUUGUGUGGAAGUAUGCCGACUGGGUCUUACAGAAGAGCCAGGAGGUUGGAGUUAAAGUGUUUACCGGGCGACCCUUGGAUGAAGGGCAGAAGAACAGUUUCAAUCCCAACGAUAUCAUUACUUGCCUUAACAAAUACCCCAAAGCUCUUGUUAAAUAUCUGGAACAUCUAGUCAUGGACCAGAGAUUGCAGAGGGAAGAGUUCCACACGCGCCUCGCGCUCCUCUACCUAGAUCAGGUUCUGCAGCUCCGGCUCCCGGAGGGCAGCCCCGAUGGUAGCCCUGGGGCAGAGGUCCCCGAAGUGCAGAAGAAGCUCCGCCUCCUGCUCCAGAGAUCCGACCUCUACAGAGUCCACUAUCUGCUUGAUCGGGUGCGCGGGGCCGGGCUGCCGCUGGAGCGUGCCAUCCUGCACGGAAAACUGGAGGAGCACGACGAGGCUCUGCGCAUCCUGGUGCUGGAGCUGCAGGACUUCGCAGCGGCCGAGGACUACUGCAUGUGGCGCUCCGAGGGCCGCGACCCAGCCUACCGCCGCCGCCUCUUCCACUCCCUGCUCAGCCUCUACCUGAGCUCCGAGCUGCCUGUGGCUGCCACCGACCUCCUGAACCGCCACGCGGCCGAGUUCGACGCGGCGCAGGUGCUGCCGCUGCUGCCGGGAGCCUGGUCGGUGCAGUUGCUCUGCCCGUUCCUCACGGGCGCUGUCAGGGACAGCGUGCAUGGCGGCAGGAGUGCGCAGGUCGCUGUGGGCCUCGCCCGCUCCGAAAACCGACUCUACAAGUACGAGAAGAUGAAGCUGAAAGGAAGCUCAGUGUGGCUCUCAGACAAAAAGCUUUGCCAGCUGUGCCAGAAUCCUUUUUGUGAGCCCGUGUUUGUUAGAUACCCAAAUGGUGGCCUCGUACAUAUGCACUGUGCAGCCAGCAGACACAGGAGCCCCAGUCCCCCCACCCCUGGCCCUCGGACUUGAAGAGGCCCACCAAGGUGCCAAGGGGUCCCACAUUCUUCACCGAGCCAACAGGGUGCCGGGAGCAAAGAGUCAGGGUAGGCUGGGCCUGCCAGGAUGGAGACAUGACACAUCCGGGUGCUGGGGACACCCCCAGGACUUGUGUGCUGCUCCACAUUGAAUGUAAACGUACAGCCCCCAGGGAGACAGCAAGAGCCAAGCCACGGAGCGGAGCCCACUGCUGCCCAGCAGGACAUGAACGCUGCUGACCACCCAGGCUCUGCCUCCAGGAGCCCGUUUGUUUGCACUGGAAACAUUGGUGGCUAGAGACAAGGCCUCUUCUGGGUGCCUGCCCCCUCCAAGGCUGCCUCUCCCACCAGCCCUGCCUUGCCCAUUACAUUACACUUUCCUCUGGGAAGUGUUUCACCCCUGUCCUGUACCCAGCUCUCCCCAGUGGGCUGUGGUGCAUCUGGCCACCUUGCAGGUGUCCCUGGGGUGGGGACUUGGGAGAACAGCUCC
Messenger RNA from Suncus etruscus (white-toothed pygmy shrew), 3120 nucleotides. It is a transcript of the gene TGFBRAP1, whose product is annotated as transforming growth factor beta receptor associated protein 1. Gene Ontology annotation, biological process: intracellular protein transport; autophagy; endosomal vesicle fusion. The transcript is spliced from 12 exons. Gene Ontology annotation, cellular component: membrane; cytoplasm. The record is from RefSeq and is a predicted model, not a curated record. NCBI's taxonomy places the organism in Eukaryota, Metazoa, Chordata, Mammalia, Eulipotyphla, Soricidae. Bases 49 to 2625 code for a protein of 858 amino acids.